AUCGGUGAUGACAAUGAACGAUACGUUGUUACAUUUGGGGAACUUUACCACAAGGCUACUAAUUUUGCAAGAGCUCUAGUUCAAAUUGGAAUUAAGAGAUAUGAUAAAAUUGGACUCAGUGGUAAAAAUGUUCAGAAUGGCUUUUUGCUGAUUUGGGUGAGAUGGCGGGUGGUUGCUCGCUGUGUUUGCCAUACCAACAAAAAGAAGAAACCAUGGUAGAAUUGUUUAAUGUAUUAGGGAAGGUAAAGAUACUCAUCAUUGAUCUAGAUGAAAGUGGUCAUAACUGUCAUAUGACCAAAAACUUACUUCACAAGAAUUUAACCUCAGGCGAAAAUGAUGGCAGAAAAAUUUCAGAAUUACAACAAAUUAUAUUAUUUUGCAAACAUGAGGCAUUUCCGUCGCUAAGCAAUGUUCGAGAUUUGUGCUCCCUUGAGACUGAAGCAGUUCUGCCGAGAAUUGAUCCAGAGGAUACGUCAAUUAUUCAACUGUCUUCGGGUUCAACAAGUGUACCAAAGGCAAUACCUCAUUCGCACUAUGACAUGGUUGUGCUAGGGUAUCACUCUUCCAAAACAUACCCAACAGAUAACGAAAAUGAGAUCUUAUACAAUAGCAAUCCUUUCUUUUGGAGUGGAGGGUAUCCAUUUUGGGAAAUCAGUAGCGGUGGAACACGAGUCACAAAGACAAAUGCAUUCCAAUUUGCUUCAACUGCAGAUGCAGCUAUGAUUUCCUGUGAGGUUAUAGCUAGAGAAAAACCAACUCGAGCAUUCUUUGUUCCAUCCUUACUAGAUGUUAUAAUUAAAAAGAAUAUGCCAUUGAAAGUACCAAGAAUUGUCAUUGGAGGCUCAGUUGUUCCAUCCUCAAUAUUAGAAAGUAUUGGCAAAAUAUGUGACGAAUAUCAAGUCGAAUUUGGUUCAACAGAGGUUGGUUUUGUUGCAUCUCGAUUGCUUACUGUAGACGAUAAGUCAAAGGAAAAGCACGCGGCUCUUAGCUAUCGAUUACUUCCUGGAGUAGAGAUAAGGAUAACUGAUCAGAAUGGAUACCUCAAACCGGUUGGUCAGCGAGGCAAAAUAUGGGUACGAUCAAUAACGAAAUUCUCUGGAUAUCUUAAUCACGAAAAACCGAUGGAGGGAAAUUUUAUAAAAAAUGGAUGGUUUUGCCACGAAGACUCUGGUUUUGUUACAGAAAAUAAUGCUCUGAUCGAAGAGGGCCGGUGUCAAGAGGUUAUUCAAGUCAUAAGCCGAAGAAUUUAUCCUGUUGAGAUUGAGAAUGCUAUCAAGUCUAAGCACAACGUAAUUUCAGCCAUUGUGAUGCCAGUUAAAGACUUGGAUUCCGGCGAUCUGGUUCCAACUGCUGCCAUAAUAUAUCGCCCACAUUGUGAGGAUUCCGUAAAGAUUAUGCAGGAAUAUCUCCAAAAAAAAUUCAAAAUCACGACAGACAAUCAGUUGCUUGGAUAUAUAUACGUCCCGCAUGUGAUCAGAACUUUAAAAAUGUCCACGGCUAGCAAAUGGAAAGCCUGAUCGUAACGCAGUUCGACAAAUCAUUCUCGAAAACGCUGAUUGUAAGAAAAAUUACGAUUGUUCUUUUAAAUACAACCUUCACUGAUCUAUCUAUAUCAUUAUUGUCUCCAAAUUUCUUAUAUUGUAUUAGAUAUUUAAUCGGAAAAGUCAAUAAAAUGCUGAUUACAUUAAUUCUACUUUUUACACUGAAUAGAAUGAUUUUCAUGAUGAUCAUGAUUUGACGGUCCGUGACACCAGACCCAAGGGCCAUAAAACUCGGACGAGCUCACUAUUGAUCUCAGUUUCACUUUUACCAAAAGAAACAUUUAGUAGAAAAUGAGGCUGAGGUUAAAAGUGAGCUUGCCUUAG
Molecule: messenger RNA, 1865 nt
Organism: Magallana angulata
Lineage: Eukaryota; Metazoa; Mollusca; Bivalvia; Ostreida; Ostreidae
Exons: 1
Coding region: 162-1517 (451 amino acids)
Source: RefSeq, a predicted model, not a curated record